AUGUUUCGUGUAUCGCCUCGUUUCCGCCAACGUUUACUCCUAGUCGCGAAAAUCGCCGCAGGGAUCUCCGUCACUGGUGCCGGGACAUUUCACCUCGUGACACGAAAAUGCUAUUUUGAGCCAUUCGGACCCGAGAAUGGCAGGUCCUUGUUCGAGCAUCCUCUUCUCAAACAAAUUAAUCCUUGGAACAAACCUGGAUCUUUCGACUCUUGCGUCAGAGAAGUGCCAUUUGACAAAUUGGACAAAACGCUUAUCGAGGAUGCAAAGAAUGGAGGGACCAAGUUAGUCGAGCGUUUCAUUGCUGGAAUGUGGGGAGGGUUCGGGUACGGAAUCCAAAGAAGGAUAAUGACUUUGUUCAAAGGUGAUAUCAACAAGCACGAUUUAUGGAAGAAAAUGGAACUUCUAGGGUCUACUUAUGAGCCAGGUACAUAUUUCACAAAUCACUUCCUGGUUCUCUCAAAAACCCCAACCUGCAUCACAAUGAGAGGAUGUUUCGACCCUCAUCAGUCACCUCCCUAUCCAAUGGACAUUGACAAUAUGGUUGAGGUCCACGCUGAGUUAGAUGAGGCGAAGCAGGUUGCGAUCCUCAAACUUCGAGUCAUCACCUUUGAUGGACGGAAGGAGGCGAGCGACAAGGAAGAUCCAUUCGGCGGUUUUGGGGGUUGGCUUCACAGACGAUAUUCCACUUUGCUAGUCGAGUCUGGGGCUAGAAACUGCAUAAGCUGA
Messenger RNA from Fusarium venenatum, 726 nucleotides. RefSeq lists its product as uncharacterized. NCBI's taxonomy places the organism in Eukaryota, Fungi, Ascomycota, Sordariomycetes, Hypocreales, Nectriaceae. The record is from RefSeq and is a predicted model, not a curated record.